Messenger RNA from Sceloporus undulatus (fence lizard), 2162 nucleotides. RefSeq names its product coiled-coil domain containing 96 (gene CFAP184). NCBI's taxonomy places the organism in Eukaryota, Metazoa, Chordata, Lepidosauria, Squamata, Phrynosomatidae. Gene Ontology annotation, cellular component: axoneme; ciliary basal body. The record is from RefSeq and is a predicted model, not a curated record. Gene Ontology annotation, biological process: cilium assembly. The transcript has 2 exons. Bases 325 to 2037 code for a protein of 570 amino acids.
ACCAAUCAGAGUCGAGGACGGGGAUAAUAAAUAAAUAAAUGAUUUAUUUAUUGCCCGCCCAAUUAAGAGGAAUCCAUGCGUUUCCCCUCGCAACUGCGGAGGGGGGCGGAGCCAGAGGCUUGUUGCUUAGUGACGGAAGGCAGCGACACCGCCUCUCGGUUAGGAAAGGCAGUACAGUAGAGGAGAAGAUGGCGGAGGAGAAGGAACUCCAAGCCCCGCCCAAUUAGAACCCUUGAGGAGGAAGCGGCCAAUCAGAGUCGAGAAGGGCGGAGCCUCGUUGUUUAGAGACACUGCUCGGAGUUAGGAACGGCAGUUGAAGAGAAGAUGGCGGAGGAGGAGGGUCUCCAGGCUCCUGCGGGCCUUGAGCCGGGGGAGGCCGAGACUGAGGCCGCUCCUGAGCUCCAGGAGGAGGAAGGGAAGGAAGAAAUGAAGGAAGAAGGGAAGGAGAAAGCGGAGGAGGAGAAGGAGGAGGGCCCUGCAAAGGCCUCCGCCGCUUCGCUCCACUCCGAGGCUCCGGAGGCCGAGUCAGUGUCCGCCUUCUCCUCCUCGGAGGUUGAGGGAGAAGCGCAGGCAGAGGAGGCCGAAGAGAAGCCGGAGGAGUCACCCCCACCGGCGGCAGCCCCCGGAGAGCCUCCGGAUGGCGAGGAGGCGGAGGAGGCAAAGCCCCAGGAAGAGGAGGCGGAGAAGAAGGAGGCGGCGGAGGCGGAGGCAGCGUCCACCGAAGCCGAGGAGGAGGAGGAAGAGGCAACGGAGCCGAGGGCGGCGUCCCCUGCGCCCCCGUCCUCCCGGGGGACGCCGCCCUUGCCGACGUCGUCGUCCUUCUCGGCGGGGGAGCUGCUGGAGCCGCCUCUGCUGGCGGUGGGCGAGGAGCUGGGCCGCCGCAUCAGCAUCAGCCUGCGGGAGCUGGAGCAGCGCUGCCUGAGCGGGGGGUCGCUGCGGCUGGGCUCCAGCCCGGAGAGCCAGGGCUCGGAGGCGGCGGGCUUCGAGAGCGAGGAGCAGCGCAUGGAGCGCCUGGCCCAGGAGCGCCGCCUCCGGGAGGAGCUGACCGAGGAGUGCCGGAGGCUGCAGGCCGAGCGCCGCCGCCGCCUACUCCUCGACGCCAAGAUCCAGGGGAAGCUGGCCGAGCUGCUGGGCAAAGGCGGCGGCGUCGGCGGCAAGGAGGCGGCCCCCGCCCGGGCGGAGCUGGAGCAGCACAUCUCCGACCGCGAGCAGCGCUUCAGCCGCUACCUGUCGCUGCUGGAGGAGCUGCGCAGCCAGCAGGCCGCCGAGGGCUCCUGGUACCGGCAGCAGCUGGACGCCCUGCAGGGCGCCUGCCGCGAGAGGCUGGCCAAGGUGGAGGCCCAGUGGAAGGCCCACCAGGCCCUCAAGAAGGAGGUGGCCGUCUUCACCAUGGGCAGGAGGCUCGGGGGAAGGCAGGCCGCCGUCCGGGAGGUCGAGCAGAUCCAGGCCAGGGAGCAGGGCAAGGAGAGGGAGAUGACCGAGGUUCGUCUAGAGUAUAUAAAGUUGAAACACAGAAUCCAAAAACUUGAAGCUAACCUAAAAGCCCAGGAGGAGCUGGCAGAAGGCCUGCACUUAAUAGACUUUGAGCAGUUGAAGAUUGAGAACCAGACCUACAAUGAGAAGAUUGAAGAGCGCAAUGAGGAGCUUCUGAAGCUCCGCAGAAGGAUUACUAACACGGUACAAAUCAUAUCUCCAGUGAAAGAAAAGCUGCAGUUUGUGGAAGCAGAAAAUCAAGGCCAAAAGGCCCAGCUAAUGGCAGCUGAAGGUUUAGUGGCUCAAAAGAGAGAGAUCCUAACGAAGACUAAACAGGCUCGAGAUAAGAUGCGAAUGGACAAUGAGAGGCUUCAGCAGAAGUGUGGCUUACUUGGGCAUACACUGUUGUUGAGAGACUAUGAAAACAAAGUGGACGCUGCUGAGGCACGGAAGGAGCGGCUGGAUAUGCUGAAACGUCGUCAUGCUGGACUCGCCCUAACAUGCAAAAGAAUGAAGAUUUCGUUUCACUGUCAAAAAAUGCAAGAGUUGGAGGGCGGGGGUUAGGGGUGCAGUGAGCUGUUAAGUAAACCUGUGCUUGUUCUACAUAGUUUAUGUUCAGAAGACAAUGUGCCUUAACCUAAAAUCAGCCUUAUCCAGUUGGUUUACAGCUGUCAAUUGUUUCAAAAAAC